This is a messenger RNA of Hibiscus syriacus, 1712 nucleotides long. RefSeq names its product RNA-binding protein BRN1-like. The record is from RefSeq and is a predicted model, not a curated record. Gene Ontology annotation, molecular function: mRNA binding. Gene Ontology annotation, cellular component: ribonucleoprotein complex; cytoplasm; nucleus. The transcript is spliced from 9 exons. Bases 127 to 1437 code for a protein of 436 amino acids. Lineage: Eukaryota; Viridiplantae; Streptophyta; Magnoliopsida; Malvales; Malvaceae.
ACCCCCCGCCGCCAAUUUUUUCCCACUCCGACGACUCCAAAAAAAAAGAAAAAAAACGCGAAUAAACACUCUCUCAGCUAGAGAAAGAAAGUCAAAGAAAAAAUAGAGGAAGAAGAGCAGGCAUUAAUGGCGGAAGGAAAAGAGGAGAAGAAAGCUACGAACGAAGAGAACGUGAAGCUGUUCGUCGGUCAAGUUCCGAAGCACAUGACGGAAGCUCAAGUCCUCGCAAUGUUCGAAGAGUUUGCUUUGGUUGACGAAGUCAACAUCAUCAAAGACAAGGCUACUCGCGUCUCUAGAGGGUGUUGCUUUGUUAUAUGUCCUUCAAGAGAAGAGGCUGAUAAGGCGGUCAAUGCCUGCCAUAAUAAGAAGACUUUACCAGGGGCAUCUAGCCCAUUGCAAGUGAAGUAUGCAGAUGGUGAGUUGGAAAGAUUAGAGCACAAACUCUUUGUUGGCAUGCUGCCAAAGAACGUCUCAGAAGAUGAAGUUUCAGCUUUAUUUUCUAAAUAUGGAACCAUAAAGGAUCUACAGAUUCUAAGAGGUUCUGAACAAACAAGUAAAGGCUGUGCGUUUUUGAAGUAUGAGGCAAAAGAACAAGCCUUGGAGGCCCUGGAGGCCAUUAAUGGGAAGCAUAAAAUGGAGGGUUCAAGUGUCCCUCUCGUUGUCAAAUGGGCAGAUACAGAAAAGGAAAGACAAGCUCGGAGGAUCCAGAAAGCUCAAUCUCAAGCUUCGAACAUACCAAAUGCUGAUUCACCACAUCCUUCAUUGUUUGGAGUCUUGCCAAUGGGUUAUGUUCCCCCAUAUAAUGGAUAUGGUUAUCAGGCUCCAGGAAGUUAUGGACUUAUGCAGUACCGCUUGCCACCAAUGCAGAAUCAACCUGCGUUCGACAAUAUGAUUCCUUCUGUGAAUCAAGGAAGUUCAUUGCGGGGAAUUACACCUGAUCUUGCAUCCAAUAUUGCUCCUAGAAAUUAUGCUGUACCUCCUACAAGUUAUGUGGGUUCAGCUUACCCAGCUGUGCCAGGUCUUCAGUACCCCAUGACAUAUCCUGGGGAAAUCAUGGGCCAUCAUCCGUUUACUAGUUCACCUGGUUCAGUGCCACAAGCAAAUGCAAGCAGUAAUUCUUCAUCAUCUUCCCCUGUUGGUGCAAAUUCAGGAGGCCAGAUUGAAGGUCCACCUGGUGCAAAUCUAUUUAUUUAUCACAUACCUCAAGAAUUUGGUGAUCAAGAGUUGGCUAAUGCUUUUCGAGGAUUUGGUAGGGUCUUAAGUGCAAAGGUUUUUGUUGACAAAGCAACAAGAGUUAGUAAAUGUUUCGGAUUUGUUAGUUAUGACUCUCCAGCAGCUGCUCAAAAUGCAAUAAACAUGAUGAAUGGAUGCCAAUUAGGUGGUAAGAAACUCAAGGUUCAGCUUAAGAGAGACAACAAACAAAACGAACCUUAUUGAUUGAUAGGGUAGUCUUGGAAGGAAGCAGAAAAUGUUUGUAACAUUUGGUCACAUGGAAUUUGGACAUAUUUGACUGGCUGCGGUAUCAGCCUUUUGGGUGGAUGUGGAUAAUCUGUGGUCACAUGUUUCACUCUAUCCAUUUAGUUGUUUCAUGGGAUCAAAUUCCCAGGCACUUGUAAUUUAUGGUGCAUUGCAUGCCUAUGCAAUUUGUAUUCUGUGUAUCAUUGAAUUCGAUUUAGAUACUAAAUAUUAAUUUAUUGAUUUUUCCUCGAUAA